AUGGUAGUUGAGAAGGCUCCUGCGGCAGUUGAUGAGGUGUCUCCUUCUGAUAUAGACGCCACGACACAUGCAUCUACAAAGCCAUCAAUUCACACUGAUGGAGCCUAUCCAGGAGGCCCUACUGACAGGUCUGUGCUCACAAGAUAUGCUGACCAUAUCACAUUUCGAAUGUCUGACGCUGAAGGUCGCAUUCCAUGGCUCGAAGUUAAAGAGGGCGUGGUGCACGAGGAGUUUUCCUUUACAAGAGGCUUGCACCUUAGGAUGUCUUGGCUGAGGGACAGGUACGACAAGUCUAGUGUUUAUAUUGAUGUUUGCUACACAUGGCUAUUUAGUAGCCUAGACACUCCAAACUGGGAUUGGGGAGUGGCAGUGUUCACUAUGUUGUACACGACACUUGGAAUCGCUUCCCAGCCUGAUUUCAAACAGCUAACUGGUUACUUGAGCCUAUUACAUUACUGGAUAUACGAGCAUUUGCCUCGCAUCUGUGAUCGGAGACUGCAUCGUGUCCCUGCGAGUGCUCCACUUGCGAGGAGAUGGAAGGGCAGGAAGGCGGUUCGUGGGGGUGUUAUGGAUUACAGAAGGAAGCUUGAUGUGUUGCCAGUAGAUGAUGUCAUCUGGACACCGUACACUAUGCAUUGUCCCCAUCGCCCAUUUGACGAUGCAAUAUUGUAUUCAUGGCAUAUGAGGUGGGAGAACCACGUGGUUAGACACCUGCCUGAGAGGUGUCUGCGACAGUUUGGUUUUGUUCAGGGCAUCCCUCGUCUAUGCGAGGAUGGUUACUUUGAGUGGUAUCGCAGUAUAUCAUACUCUCGCCUCAUACCACCAACUGCAUGGUCUUUUGAUGUUCUGGAGCCUUCUAGUGCUAGUGUUUUUGAUGCUAAUGUACGGGUUUACGUGCCACCACCUCCACUUCCUGUAGGGGACCAGGAUAGCCGCCUCCAGUUGAUUGUUGUUCUGUAG
This is a messenger RNA of Vicia villosa (hairy vetch), 960 nucleotides long. RefSeq lists its product as uncharacterized. NCBI's taxonomy places the organism in Eukaryota, Viridiplantae, Streptophyta, Magnoliopsida, Fabales, Fabaceae. The record is from RefSeq and is a predicted model, not a curated record. The transcript has 5 exons. The coding region runs from base 1 to 960 and encodes 319 amino acids.